Molecule: messenger RNA, 1344 nt
Organism: Alternaria atra
Lineage: Eukaryota; Fungi; Ascomycota; Dothideomycetes; Pleosporales; Pleosporaceae
Exons: 3
Coding region: 1-1344 (447 amino acids)
Biological process (GO): carbohydrate metabolic process
Molecular function (GO): hydrolase activity, hydrolyzing O-glycosyl compounds
Source: RefSeq, a predicted model, not a curated record
AUGGCGCUACACUCCAUGUUCGUCGGGCUGGUACUGUUUGGCUCUAGUCAUGGACUAGUGUCGAAAGACGGGACAGGCCGUCUACCCGCUAUGGGUUGGAGUAGCUGGAACGAGUAUGAAUGCGCCAUCAACGAAACCGUCUUCCUUGAUACUGGUGAGCUCCUUAUCUCUCUGGGAUUGAAAGACCUUGGUUACAAUUACGUAAACAUCGACGAUUGUUGGAGCGAUAAAGCAUACCAGCGCGAUAAUGUGACGGGGAAGAUUCGUCCAGAUUACAUCAAGUUUCCAAACGGCAUCAAACAUACAGCAGACCAGAUCCACAAGCUUGGACUGAAACUUGGAAUCUAUGGCGAUGCGGGAGACAAAACAUGUGGUGGAUAUGCUGGUUCUCUAGGACACGAACAAGUAGAUGCAAAGACCUUUGCUGACUGGGGAAUCGACUAUCUCAAAUAUGACAAUUGCGCCGUACCCGAUGAAUGGGACGAUGAGUAUCGAUGGUGGCCAGAGAACUGGCUGGGAGGCCCCCCAGCUGAGGACCAAACCGCUGGCGGUGAUGGAGAGGCGAGACCCGUUGCAGCGCCCGCGGGCUACGACUGGAUGACAUCCAAGAGCUUCGCGCGUUACAAGAUCAUGAGCGAUGCUCUACUCGCCACGAACCGCACGAUCGAAUACUCACAGUGUGCCUGGGGCCAUGCCCACAUCGAGGAGUGGGGUAAUAGUACCGGGCAUAGUUGGAGAAUGUGGGGUGACAUCUACCCUGAGUGGUAUGACAAACACCAAGCAUCCUUCUAUAACAACGAUACCAACUUCUGGGGACAUGGCGACUGGGACAUGCUCGAGGUGGGCAAUGGAAACCUUACGAUUCAAGAGAGCCGCUCCCAUUUUGCUCUCUGGGCUGCUCUCAAGUCGCCUCUAAUCAUCGGUACCCCACUUCAUGGCAUUAAACCGGAGAUCUUGGAGAUUUUGAGUAACAAGGAGCUCAUCGGUUUCAACCAAGAUCCAGUCGUUGGUGCAGCAGCCAGGCCCUACAAAUGGGGUGUCAACGCAGACUUCACUUGGAAUCAGACCCAUCCGGCUGAGUAUUGGAGUGGAUUAUCUUCCAAAGGGGUACAUGUCUUCGCGUUGAACACACUGAACACAACUCAAACUAAGGUUAUCGAUUUCGCGGAGGUACCAGAGUUGGAAGCUGACGGUGAAUACACCAUCUUUGACUCGUGGACUGGAGAAGAGCAGGGAAACUUCAAAGGGCAGUACGAGGCCGUUGUUGAACGACAUGACACUAUGGCCAUCAGACUGGUUAGAACGGACGGGUCUAGUUUUGUCACGUCGCACCAGCAACUGUGA